Dipodomys spectabilis (banner-tailed kangaroo rat) is the source of this 3397-nucleotide messenger RNA. Its product is annotated as guanylate cyclase D-like. The transcript has 19 exons. Lineage: Eukaryota; Metazoa; Chordata; Mammalia; Rodentia; Heteromyidae. The record is from RefSeq and is a predicted model, not a curated record. Gene Ontology annotation, biological process: intracellular signal transduction; protein phosphorylation; cGMP biosynthetic process. Bases 1 to 3393 code for a protein of 1130 amino acids. Gene Ontology annotation, molecular function: peptide receptor activity; ATP binding; guanylate cyclase activity.
AUGGCAGUGGGGAAACUGGGAUCCCCUGAGGAUGUGGACCAAAGGCAGCCAGGGCUGCGGGGGAGCUUGUACCCUGAAGGUUGGAACUGGAUUGUGUCCCAGCCGAAGACUGGCCAGUCCUGUCAGAGCCUCUGGGGGUCUACUCAUCAUCUGAGGACAACCUCUUCCCUACCAUUCCCCUCUCUAAUGUUUUGGGGUGCCCUCCUGGGAACCAGCUCCCUGCCCUGGCUAGCCUGGGGUACAAGGACCUUCACUCUGGGGGUUCUGGGUCCCUGGGACUGUGAUCCCAUCUUUGCCCAAGCCCUUCCCAGCAUGGCUGCCCAGCUGGCUGUGGAGCAAGUCAACCUGGACCCCUCACUGCUGCCUGGCUUGCGGCUGGCUUCUGUGGUCCUCCCCACGGGCUGUAACACCCCUCAUGCCCUGGCCACCUUCCUGGCCCACAAAGAAGCUGUGGCUGCUUUUGUGGGCCCUGUCAAUCCUGGUUACUGCCAAGCAGCAGCCCUGCUGGCCCAAGGGUGGGGCAAGACCCUCUUCUCCUGGGCAUGCGGGGCUCCAGAGGGAGGGGGUGGACUGGUGCCCACCUUGCCUUCUGCUGCCCAUGUGCUGUUGUCUGUCAUGAGACACUUUGGCUGGGCUCGCUCUGCUGUUGUAUCUUCCCAGCAGGACAUCUGGGUGGCCACAGCCAGGCAGCUGGCCACAACUUUCAGGACACAUGGGCUGCCUGUGGAGCUUGUGACAUCUCUGGGACCUGGAGAGCAAGGGGUCACCGAUGUCUUAAAGCAGCUCCAAAGUGUGGAUGGCCUGAAAAUUGUGGUGCUUUGCAUGCAUUCAGCGCUGCUGGGAGGCUCUGAGCAGAGAGCCCUGCUGAGCCACGCAUGGGCUCAGGGCUUGGUGGACGGGAGGCUGGCCUUCCUGCCUUACGACACGCUGCACUUUGCACUGCCCUACCGAAACCGUUCCUAUCCCGCCCUGGGUGACAGCCAGCCCCUGCGGGAGGCUUAUGAUGCGGUGCUCACUAUCAGCCUGGAGUCCAGCCCUGAAGACAAGGCCUUUGCCACCACCAAGGCAGGGGCAGACGCAGCUGCCCACCUGGAGCUUAGCCAGGUGUCCCCACUCUUUGGAACCAUCUAUGAUGCUGUUAUCCUGCUGGCUCAUGUCUUGAACCACUCUGAGAGCCCCUCAGGAGCUUUCUUAGGGGAUCACAUAGGAGCUCUUGAGGUGGCUGGGUUUGGCCAGAGGAUCCGGACAGAUAAGAAGGGCAGGAGGCUAGCCCACUAUGUAAUCCUGGACACAGAUGGUCAAGGGAACCAGCUGGUCCCCACCCACCUUCUGGACACAGGCACCUGGCAAGUACAGCCCCUGAGCAGAACCAUACACUUCCCAGGAGGAGUCCCUCCAGCCCAGGAUUCCAGCUGCUGGUUCGAUCGCAAGACACUGUGCAUGAGAGGUACACAGCCCCUGGGCAGCCUCUUCACUGUGGCUCUGGUCUGUGUCCUGGUGCUGGUUGGCGGGGUCCUCGCUUACUUCAUCAGAUUGGGUAUCCAGCAGUUGUGGUUGAUUCAGGGCCCCCAGCAGAUCCUGCUGACAGCCCAGGAGCUCACCUUUCUCCAUCAUCCCCUGAGCCGAAGGAGGCUGCAUGUGGACACUGGAAGUGAAUCCCAAAGUGCAGCAGAAGGCGAAAGCCUGAGAUUGAUGGUCCAAGGGUCAGCAAGGAGUCCACCAGUGCCCCCAGAACCUACCAGUGUGGCCCUGUACCAGGGAGACUGGGUGUGGUUGAAGAAGUUGGAAAUGGGUACAAUCCCUGAGCUGCGCCCAAGUUCCCUCAGCCUCCUGAAAAAGAUGCGGGAGAUGCGGCAUGAGAACGUUGCCACCUGCCUGGGCUUCUUUGUGGCCCCUGGGGUCAAUGCUCUGGUGCUAGAGCACUGUACUCGGGGCAGCCUGGAGGACUUGCUGAGGAAUGAGGCCCUGCGGCUGGACUGGACCUUCAAGGCAUCUCUGUUGCUGGAUUUGAUCCAAGGCAUGCGGUAUCUGCAUCAUCGACAUUUCCCCCACGGCCGUCUCAAGUCUCGGAACUGUGUGGUGGAUGGACGUUUCGUGCUCAAGGUCACUGACCACGGUUACGCAGCACUCCUAGAGGCUCAGCAGUCUCCCUACCCCCAGCCAGCUCCAGAAGAGCUUCUGUGGACGGCUCCUGAGCUGCUGCGGGGGCCCGGGGGGCCCGGGCAAGGCACCCUCAAAGGGGAUGUGUUCAGCAUGGGCAUUAUCCUGCAGGAGGUACUGACUCGAGGCCCACCCUACAGCUCCUCAGGGCUCUCAGCGGAAGAAAUCAUCCGGAAGGUGGUGUCUUCCUCACCUCUCUACCGGCCACUAGUAUCCCCUGACCAUGGACCCCCUGAGUGCAUCCGGCUGAUGAAGGAGUGCUGGGAGGAGGCUCCAGAUGACAGACCAAGCCUGGACCAGAUCUACAGCCAGUUCAAAAGUAUCAACCAAGGUAAAAAGAGCAACGUUGCUGACUCCAUGCUGAGGAUGCUGGAGAAGUACUCCCAGAACCUGGAGGACCUGGUCCAGGAGAGGACAGAGGAGCUGGAGCUGGAGAGGCGGAAGACGGAGAGGCUGCUAUCACAGAUGCUCCCACCGCCUGUGGCUGAAGCUCUGAAGAUGGGGGCCGCUGUAGAGCCGGAGUACUUUGACCAGGUUACCAUAUACUUCAGCGACAUUGUGGGGUUCACCACGAUCUCAGCCCUGAGUGAGCCCCUCGAGGUGGUGGGUUUACUCAAUGAUCUCUACACGUUGUUUGACGCCAUCCUGGGCAGCCAUGAUGUGUAUAAGGUGGAGACCAUUGGCGAUGCCUACAUGGUAGCAUCGGGGCUGCCUUGGCGCAACGGGAGGCGGCACGCAGGUGAGGUCGCCAACAUGGCCCUGGACAUCCUCAGCUCUGCAGGUGACUUCCGGAUGAGGCAUGUGCCGGACAUGCCCAUUCUCAUCAGGGCUGGUCUGCACUCAGGGCCCUGUGUGGCGGGCGUUGUGGGUCUCACCAUGCCUCGGUAUUGCCUCUUCGGUGACACUGUCAACACUGCCUCCAGGAUGGAGUCCACAGGGCUACCAUACAGAAUUCACAUCAGCCGAAGCACUGUCCAAGCCCUGCUCAGCCUCGACGAAGGCUACAAAAUUGAUGUCAGGGGUCAGACCGAGCUGAAGGGGAAGGGUGUGGAGGAGACCUACUGGCUGGUGGGGAAGGUGGGCUUCCACAGACCUCUGCCCACACCUCUGCACAUCACACCUGGAGACCACUGGCAGGACCUCAUAAACCAAGAAAUCAGGGUGGCUUUUGCCAAAGCCCGCCAGGCCUCAGCUGGGCCAGGUUGCCAAGGGGAGGAGAGGGCCAGGCCCUGAGGAG